Molecule: messenger RNA, 963 nt
Organism: Penicillium angulare
Lineage: Eukaryota; Fungi; Ascomycota; Eurotiomycetes; Eurotiales; Aspergillaceae
Product: amidohydrolase family protein
Exons: 1
Coding region: 1-963 (320 amino acids)
Biological process (GO): secondary metabolic process
Cellular component (GO): cytoplasm; cytosol
Molecular function (GO): hydrolase activity; carboxy-lyase activity
Source: RefSeq, a predicted model, not a curated record
AUGUUGCCCUUGAUUACACUCGAAGAGCACUAUGUCUCGCCUCAUGUCCGAGCAGCCCAGGAACACGAUGAAUUCGCCUUUUUCCCUCCCGCUCUUGUAAAACAACUGAACACGCUCGGCGAAGAACGUUUACAAGAUAUGGAUGCAGGGAAAGUGUCUCUUCAGAUCAUUUCUCACGGGCCUGGCGAUAUGCCACCUAGUGUAUGCUCAGCAGCAAAUGACGACCUUGCAUCAGCUAUCUUUGAAAACCCGACUCGCCUUGCAGGUUUCGCUUUGCUCCCCGUAAGCAACCCAACCGCCGCAGCAAGCGAGCUCGAGCGCUCCGUGAAAGAUCUCGGCUUUGUCGGUGCACUCAUAGACACUCAUAUCAACGGCGAGUUUUACGAUGACGAGAAAUUCUGGAUUAUGUUUGAAAAAGCACAAGAACUCGAUGUGCCAAUUUACAUCCAUCCUUCCUGGGCUGCAGAAAGUACUAUGGAUCACUACCGUGGGAACUAUGAUGAAUCUGUUGCUGUAGCGCUGAGCGCAUACGGAUGGGGCUGGCACUCUGAUACAGCCUUGCAUAUUUUGAAACUAUAUGCUAGUGGGCUGUUUGAUCGCUUUCCCAAUUUGAAGAUUAUUAUUGGACAUAUGGGUGAGCUGCUCCCUUUCCAGUUGGAUAGGGUAUUUGGUGUUUCUGCGAGGUGGGGAAGACAGAGGUCUUUCCAAGAUGUGUGGAAGGAGAAUAUCUGGAUUACGACGAGCGGGAUGUUUGCUCUUCCUCCGCUGGCUUGUCUUUUGCAGACUACUUCUAUCGAUCAUGUUUUGUAUAGUGUUGAUUAUCCAUUCUCGUCGAACGAGAAGGGACUUGGGUUUUUUAAUAAGAUUCAGGAAAGUGGGUUGAUUGCAGGUGAGGAUUUGGAGAAAUUUGCGUACCGGAAUGCUGAACAACUGCUUGGUGUUAAAGCCAAAGCGUCUUACUAG